UAACUAAAAAUGUAUUACAAACCCUCAGUUGUAGAUUAUGAUAAGUACAAAUUUCUGAUAAUGAGUGCUCCUGAUGAUAACAGUAUGCCAAGGUACAUUAAGGAUAUGAAAGACUACAACGUGACUCUUCUGAUGAGGACCUGUGAUAUCUCCUAUAGCGAAGACCUCAUCAAUGAUCAUGGCAUUGUUGUUAAGGAACUGAGCUUCUCAGACGGAUCUGCCCCUCCCAAAGGCAUUAUAGAAGAAUGGAUGAGCAUCGUCAAAGAACACUUCUCUAGUAAAAAUAAAAACCCUGGAAGAAUCGGUAUUCACUGAGUCGCAGGCCUCGGAAGAGCCCCUGUUUUAGUCGGAGUCGCGCUUAUUGAAUUUGGUCUUGAUAAUGAACUUACGGUGAAGAAGUUAAGAUCAGAAAGGCCUGGUGCUCUUAAUCACCCUCAAACAGAAUUUUUACUAAAGUAUACACCAAAGAGCAAAUGUCCAUGUGUGAUUUUCUAAAUAGGAGUAAAAUAAGGUAAACUUCUCGUAACAU
Molecule: messenger RNA, 529 nt
Organism: Moneuplotes crassus
Lineage: Eukaryota; Ciliophora; Spirotrichea; Euplotida; Euplotidae
Source: the annotation of a GenBank genome assembly